AUGGCACCAGCACGUACUACCAACCGUCGCACUCAACGUGAACAGAAUGCGCCAGCUCAACCUGCUUCGACAGAAACUAUGGCCGAAUUGCCCAAGGAUGAAUUGUUUUUGGAGCCCAUGAUGGGCACACCUCUCGCCAUUUAUGUGGAGAAGGAUGUUCAAAACAGAGAUGCUAUAGUUGACCUCAUCACGAAACACGGUGGCAUGGUGUCUCCAGGAUACAGCGGAGUUCCCUACAUCCUUGUGGACCCGCAUAAGGAGUCCGGGCAGAACCUCUUCCGGCAGUAUGUUGGAAAGAAGGGCAAGAUCGUCCUGGAUGCGAAUUGGGUACUGGAAUGCGUGAAGGCAGGGGCACUCCAGACGUACCACAAUAACUGGGCAGGGUGUAAGGUCACUGGCACAGAAGCCGUCACACACGUGAACCAGAAUGUAGCUCCCCCUCAACCUGGCCCUCCCAACCCGCAGCUCAUGCACAGCGAACUAGCUCAUCAGAUGCAGCCCUCACAGAUGAUGCAGCCUCAUAUGGCACCUCCGCCAAUGGCCCCUCCAGAAGCACUAGUUCACCCACAGCAUGGUUUUCAGUACACAGUAUAUCCCACUCCGAUGGAUGUGACGCCGCGGGCAAUGCAUCCUCCGACUGCCGCUCCACCUCAAUCAUGGCAAGCUGCUAAUGGUAUCGCUCCCCAGCAGACCCAUAUGGCGCCGCCGCCGCAACCGCAGCCCCAGAUGAUGCCGCGCCAUCCUCAAGGAUAUCGGGAGGACCAGGCUUGGCCUGGUGCCUAUCAUCAGUCGCAGCCAUCCACAAAUACAAUUGUUCCCAAUGCACCUCAAGAUUACGACUACAAUAGGUACAGAGAGGAACAAGCUGCGUGGGUCGGUGGAACGGGUGAUUAUUACGCCCAACCUUACGAGCAGCAAGCGUAUCCAGAACCAGACGCGUAUAUGGAAGAAGCAGGUCCUUCAAAUGCUCCCGAUUCUUCGACUACUGCCGCGUCAGAAAAAGCGAGAGGUCGUAAACGUGUCCGAACACAACCGCAGCCCGCUCCGCCUGCAUCUACGCUAGUGGUUAAUCGCCGUAAUCCACCUGCGCGUUCACCUACACCUCCUACUCGUAUCAUCAAGAGUACAUAUGGUGGCAAUUUGUUCACUUCGGACGACGUUCUUUACCUCAAGAAGUACAUUGAUUAUUGCCAAGAGCAAGGAUUAGUUUUGAGUUUGCGAGAGAUAUGCGAGCGGGUUGCUGUUAAAGCCCCUCAUCAUACGUUUUACUCUUGGCGUCGAUAUUGUAACAAGCACCAAAUACGUCUCGGAGGGUACGCCAUGGACGUCCAAGACGGCGGCAAUUCUCCACCACCUGAGGAAGAACAAGGCCAAAGUCAAAGCCCUCCUGACCAAGAAGCACAAGUCCCAGUUGCCACAACGGGUGCCGGAGCAAUCGCAGCAGCACGUCGUGCAGCAGCGGCGGACCUUGGUCGCACACGAUCUCCCACGCCUCCAAGGGCUUUGUUCAGAAGUACGACGGGCAAGGGAGUGGCAUUCACAGACGAGGAUGUCACGUUCCUCGUACGCUUUUUGGAGUAUCGCAAUAGGACACAAGAGGGUAAGAUAGACAUGGUGGCCUUCUGGAAGGACGUUGCUGCGAAGGCUCCCCAUCACUCUCGCGCUUCUUGGAUGAAAUUCUACCGGAGACACAAACACGAAUUGAACCAUACGGAGGGCGACGCUCCUCUGCCAGCCCCCCCGGAGAAGAAGAUGCGGUAUAGCCGAGAGGACGAUGUACUUCUGGCCAAAUACUUCUAUAACAAGCCAGACGGAACGUCCGAUAAGAUUUUCCAAGCGUUCGGCCGCCUUCAUCCGCACCAUCCGUGGAAAGGAUGGCAGGAGCACCAUCGUAUUCAUAAAGCCAAGAUCGAUCACCUUACUGCCAGAUUUGCCAACGGGGAAAACAUAGACGAGCGCGAUGGAGCAGCUGAAUUGCAAGCAAUACUAUCUGCCCCCUAA
Sparassis crispa is the source of this 2001-nucleotide messenger RNA. RefSeq lists its product as hypothetical. Bases 1 to 2001 code for a protein of 666 amino acids. The record is from RefSeq and is a predicted model, not a curated record. NCBI's taxonomy places the organism in Eukaryota, Fungi, Basidiomycota, Agaricomycetes, Polyporales, Sparassidaceae. The transcript is spliced from 11 exons.